Molecule: messenger RNA, 2927 nt
Organism: Glycine soja
Lineage: Eukaryota; Viridiplantae; Streptophyta; Magnoliopsida; Fabales; Fabaceae
Product: histone-lysine N-methyltransferase family member SUVH9-like
Exons: 2
Coding region: 314-2374 (686 amino acids)
Cellular component (GO): nucleus
Molecular function (GO): zinc ion binding; histone methyltransferase activity; protein binding
Source: RefSeq, a predicted model, not a curated record
CUAAAAUGUGUUAAUCCUGGUCAUUCUUUUAGUCCUCCUCCCAAACAAGCACGUAGGAGAGAGAGACUAUGACAUGAGCAACCUUCCAAGUUUAACUGAGAGGCAAGGCUUAAGUGAGUUAUCAUUAAUCCAUUUUCUGCGAUUUUCUCGAGAAAAGUGCGUCCAUUUCCAAUUCCAAAUGUACGUCACUCGCUUGGCCAUCUUUCAUAGUAGUAGUAAUUUUUGCACCAUUCCCACCAUCAUUUUCUGUUGCUCUUCUUUUUGGCACACACACUCCUGAGAGGAGAGUUCAGUUUCGGUUCUAUUAAUUGUGAUGAUGGAUUCUGUUCUCCCCGAUACUUCCACUAAUGCCAUUGCCUCUUCUACACCCACUUCACACCCUCAUUCCCAACCCUCACUCCCACAAACCCUCUUAGUCCCCAAACCCGAACCCUUCUGGGAUACCCACAUCGAAACCUCCGACGAACUCGACCUCUACUCCGAGUUCAAUCGCGUCACUGAGCUCUUUCACUUCGCCUUCGGAGCCACCAACGUUGUCGACCCUUUCGGAGCCACCAAUGUUGCAUGCCCCGAACAGACUCCGCUGGUUCCUGUUCCUCAGGAGCUCGAUUCAGCGGCCCAGCCCGACCCGAAUUCGCCCUCCGAGGACGUCUUGCGAGCGAUCGUUCCGGUACCGCCGGAGCAGCAGGACGGCGCGGUGGCCACCGCCACCGUGCCGAGGCGGAAGCAGAGCCGGCAGAAGGAGCUGGUGAGAGUGAUGGAUCUGUCUCCGAGGGACGAGGCUCAUUUGCGCGAGACCGUGAGGAGGACAAGGCUCAUAUACGACUCGCUGCGAGUGUUGACCUCCGUGGAGGAGGAGAAGCGAGUCGCCUCAGUGGCAGCGGCGGCGGUGGCAGCAGCAGCAGCAGUGACAACACUAGAGGGCUGUCUGCCGGUGGAUGGCUCCACCGGCAAGUUGCGGCGUCUCCGGGGAGACCUGCGGGCUGCCAGCCUGAUGAGAGAGCGUGGACUGUGGCUGAACCGUGACAAGAGGAUCGUCGGGGCGAUCCCCGGAAUUAUGGUUGGGGAUUUGUUCCUUUUUCGGAUGGAGUUGUGUGUGGUUGGAUUGCACGGUCAGAUACAGGCUGGAAUAGAUUUUCUUCCUGCAAGCAUGAGUUCCACUGGAGAACCUAUUGCUACCAGUGUCAUUGUUUCUGGUGGCUAUGAGGAUGACAUGGAUGAUGGUGAGGUUAUAGUUUACACUGGCCAUGGAGGGCAGGAGAAGAAUUCCUCCAGGCAGAUCUCUCAUCAGAAGUUGGAGUCAGGGAACCUUGCAUUGGAGAGGAGUAUGCAUUAUGGUGUUGAGGUAAGGGUUAUCCGUGGGAUGAAGUAUGAGGGGAGUGCUGCUGGGUCUGGUAAGGUGUAUGUGUAUGAUGGGGUGUAUAGGAUUGUUGAUUGCUGGUUUGAUGUGGGGAGGUCGGGUUUUGGGGUUUAUAAGUUUAAGCUUUGGAGGAUUGAGGGGCAGGCUAAGAUGGGUAGUGCUAUUUUGAAGGAAGCUAGGAAUGUUAGGAGGAGUGAGCUGGAUUUGAAUCCCACAUCUGCUGAUAUGGCUAACAGGAAGGAGAAUGUUGCAGUUCGGCUUUUUAAUGACUUUGAUGAUGAUCGGGGUCCUCUUUGCUAUGAAUAUCUUGUGAGGACUUGUUUUCCGAAGUUUGUGUUUCAUCAGAGUGGGAAAGCUACUGGCUGUGACUGUGUGGAUGGUUGUGGUGAUGGAUGCUUUUGUGCUAUGAAAAAUGGGGGUGAGUUUCCUUACACUCUGCAGGGGCAUCUUGUGAGAGGGAAGCCUUUGAUUUUUGAAUGUGGCCCAUUUUGCUCCUGUCCUCCUCAUUGUCGCAAUCGUGUUGCGCAGAAGGGGCUGAAAUAUAGGUUGGAAGUGUUUAGGUCUAAGCAGACAUCUUGGGGAGUAAGGUCCUUGGACCUUAUUCAAGCUGGUUCUUUUAUCUGUGAGUUUGCAGGGGUUGUUUUGACCAGGGAGCAAGCUCAACUCUUAACAAUGAAUGGUGAUUCAUUGAUAUAUCCUAAUCGGUUUUCGGAAAGGUGGGCAGAAUGGGGGGAUUUGUCUCAGAUAUACCCGGAUUAUGUGCGUCCAUUGUAUCCGUCAAUUCCUCCUCUAGAUUUUUCUCUGGAUGUGUCAACAAUGAGGAAUGUUGCUUGCUAUAUGAGCCAUAGUUCAACUCCAAAUGUCUUGGUUCAGUUUGUUCUGCAUGAUCACAACAAUUUGAUGUUCCCACACCUUAUGCUAUUUGCCAUGGAAAACAUCCCUCCCAUGAGAGAGCUCAGCCUUGAUUAUGGUGUAGCUGAUGAGUGGACAGGCAAACUCUCUAUAUGUAACUGAAUGGUCCAUGCACUUCUUGAGUUUUAGGCAUGGUUUUGUGAGACUUAAACCGUGAUUUCUGAAGGUUUCAACCUCACCAAAUUUCUUGGAACUGCGGAAGUGCUUACUAUAUGAACUUUUUUUGUCAAGGUAGUGAAAAUAGUGUAAUAGCUGUUGUAUUUUCCUGCUUUUGUCUAACUCUUUUAGGCAAAGUGCAUAGCAUUUUGAUCUGUGGCGAUGAAGAUCAGGAAGUGGAGUUCUACAAGUGCUUAAUCUUGAACACUUCUGUAAUUGUUCUCUAAUUUGCUGAUGUUGGGCUCUUUUUUUGGCAAAGUAUCUCACCACCUUUUCUCUAAGCAAGUAGCUCGGAUUUAUUAAAUUUUCUGUUGUCAUUGUAUAUAAUAUAGAAUUCAAGUCAAAAGCUUGUACAGGGAUUAUGUUAGUGGCUAGCAACGAUGAAUAGAAUGUAGCUUUUUAGUUGGUUUACAAGCAAAUGAGUAGACAUAUUAUUAACCUGAGCUCAUGCUAUCCAAAUUUACCAAAGGCAUGUUUUUUGCCUACUGAAUUUGCUGAA